AUGGAGGAAUAUACUCAGUGUUUCAAUCUGACAUCUGAGCAUAAAAGCCACAAGGCAUCAGAAGACAAAAAGCUGGAGUUGAGGCUUGGUCCUCCAGGAGAAACAUUCCUUGGUUACAAGACCAAUCCCACCACUCAUGGAGCCAAGAGAGUGCUUCAACACUCAGUUGGAGCAAAGACGUCAGAGGGAAACUGGUUUAAAGAUAACAAUGAAAAGCAAUGCAAGAAGUUCUCAUGUUAUGAAGAAGCUGAGAAGGUAUUCUCUUCUCCAUGGUUAAGUAGCUCUUUACCUCCUUCAACCUUUCACAGGGAGGCCCAGAAGGAGUUACAGCAGCCUAAGCCUUCAUUUCUUCAGUGCUGUAGAGUGGAAGAGUUACAGUACCCACAUAAGGUGGCCUGUUCUACCCCCGCUACUGCUAGUGCUUCAUUUUCUGCCACCACAGCUGGGACCAAUAGCUGUCAUAAAAGAGAUGCAGUUGCACCAGUAGUUGGGUGGCCUCCAAUCCGGUCGUGCAGGAAAAAUCUUGCAAGUUGCAGUACAUCAAAGAUGGGGUCUGAGUUACCAAAUAGAACUCCAGAAGAAGGGAGUAUCUUAAAACCUGACAGUUUCAGAAAUGACUUGUUUGUAAAGAUCAAUAUGGAAGGAGUUCCUAUUGGAAGAAAAAUAAACCUCAAUGCCUAUGACAGUUAUGAGAAACUCUCUGUUGCCAUAGAUGAACUCUUCAGAGGUCUUCUUGCAGCUCAAAGAGAAACUGGUGAUACUAGUAAUGAAAACAAGAUGGAUGAAGCAAAUGCAAAUGUAGGUUCAGUUUCCGGAAGCAGGGAAUACACUCUCGUUUAUGAGGACAUUGAAGGAGACAGGAUUCUCGUUGGAGAUGUUCCUUGGCAUAUGUUUGUAUCUACAGCGAAGAGACUGCGCGUACUGAAGAGUGCUGAGAAAGGACUUAUAGUGGAUCUUUGGCCAUUUCAGUUUCAGUUGUGGAGAAAUAUCCACAGAAUGAAGCCUGGCUUGGGUUUCCCAAAUUGCAUCAAGUGGCAAUCCUUUCAUAAAAAGUCUACCUUCCUUUUAUUUCCUGAAGCUGAAGAAGAAAAUUGCAAACUUCCCUUUUCUGUCACCACUCGGAGACCGAACCUCUCAGGUUAUUUUCUUCAAGAUCUUGAUGGCACUUGGAAAACCUGGGAGUUCAACCAAGAUUGGUUUAAUUCCUCCACAAUGCUCAUCAAAAUUAGAGGUGGCUCAAGCAAAGGCAGGAGGUUCAGUGAAUUCAACAGAAUGGAAGCAGAAACCCAACUAAUGAUGCUAAAACUGGUGCAUAAGAAAGGAAGUGAAUUACUCAUGCUGGCUAUCACAGGGUAUUCUAGUGGUCUUCGCGUAAAACUUUGCAAGAAUGUCAAUUGGGAUCUCUGGAGUAGACCCAAACACAGCAUUUGCAAUAGUAAUGACACCUGGGUUUUGACUGCUCGAGGCAGCAAGGGCAACAGCAUUGCCAUGUCCCACAUUUCUUUGGAAGUGAACAUGAUUGAUUGGGAAUACAAGCAGAUCACCCUUUUUUGUAAGACCUUGGUGAUGAGACGGUUUUCAGGGUUAGAUGUAACAAAUCCAACUUCAAAACUUCCUUCAAUGACUGUCAAUAUUCGAGGGUGUGUCAGGAGUCUGGUGGUUGGUUGCAUGGAAAUCUUGGAGGAGCAUAGUGAUUCUGCUACUAUUGCUGCCGACGGUAUUAAAGGUGCCGAACGGUCGAGGGACGGUUGUGAUGGUGGAACUGCAUGGACUGCAAGUGCACAUAUAAUCACAGCAAUUAUUGGUUCUGGAGUUCUCUCAUUAGCCUGGGCUAUAGCACAGCUUGGAUGGAUCACUGGCAUAGGCACUCUCUUGCUUUUCUCAUUCAUCACUCUUUAUACUUCCACCCUUCUAGCAGAUUGCUACAGAUUUCCAGAUCCAGUCACCGGAAAGAGAAAUCACACCUAUAUGGAAGCUGUCAAAGCCAACUUAGGGGGAAAAACGUACAAGGUUUGUGGAUUGGUCCAAUAUACUUACAUUAGUGGACUGGCGGUUGGAUAUACUAUCACAACUUCUAUAAGCAUGGUGGCUGUGUUUAAAUCAAAUUGUUUUCACAAGAAGGGUCAUGGAGCUGCUUGCGAGCAUUCGUAUAAUCCAUACAUGAUAGCAAUGGGGAUUAUUGAAAUUCUAUUGUCUCAGAUACCGAACCUCCACAAGAUGUCUUGGCUAUCCGUUACUGCAGCAAUCAUGUCUUUUGGGUACGCAUCAAUCGGAAUGGGGCUGUCACUUGCAAAGGUUGUUUCAGGGCAAGGAGCAAAAACCACUCUAACAGGAGUGGAAGUUGGAGUGGAUCAGUUAACUGCUUCAGAUAAAGUUUGGACGAUGUUUAGAGCUAUUGGCGAUAUGGCGUUUGCUUGCACAUAUGCUGAAAUUCUGAUUGAAAUCCAAGACACGCUCAAGUCAUCACCACCUGAGAACAAGGUGAUGAAGAAAGCCAACAUGAUAGCUAUUUUGACAUCAACAGCUUUCUACAUGAUGUGUGGUUGCCUUGGCUAUGCUGCAAUGGGAAACCAUGCACCUGGCAACAUGCUGACCGGCUUUGGCUUUUAUGAGCCUUUCUGGUUAAUUGACUUGGCUAAUAUUUUCACUAUUGUGCAUCUACUGGGAGCCUAUCAGGUAUUAUCCCAACCAGUUUUCGGUGCAUUGGAGACCUGGGGUAGCAUGUUGUGGCCUGAUUCAAAGUUUGUAACCACCGAGCACUCAAUAAGGAUAGGGAAGUACAUAAAUUUUAGGGUCAACUUGCAAAGAUUAACAUGGAGAACAGUAUACGUGGUGGUGGUAACUGUGCUUGCCAUGGCAUUCCCCUUCUUCAACGACUUCCUGGCACUCCUUGGAGCGAUUGGGUAUUGGCCAAUGACAGUAUAUUUUCCUGUGGAGAUGUACAUUGCUCAAAGGAAGAUUCAACGACGAUCAAUCAAAUGGUUUGUUCUCCAGCUUUUGAACUUGGUUUGCUUACUUGUUGCCAUAGCUGCAGCAUGUGGUGCCAUUCAAGGAUUGAAUCAUGCUCUUCGAAACUCUAAGCCCUUCAACUUUUAA
Molecule: messenger RNA, 3096 nt
Organism: Dovyalis caffra
Lineage: Eukaryota; Viridiplantae; Streptophyta; Magnoliopsida; Malpighiales; Salicaceae
Source: the annotation of a GenBank genome assembly